AUGGUGAUAACUUGGCUUCAAAAUGCAAUGUCAUUAGAGAUAAAAAAUAGUGUCGUGUAUGUUGAUACCGCUCAUAACCUAUGGCUUGAGUUGGAACAACGAUUUGCACAAAAUAAUGGUCCUCGAAUUUAUGAGCUCAAACAGUCCAUUAAUUCCCUUGUUCAAGGUGAUGAUUAUGUAAGCUUGUAUUUCUCCAGACUGAAAGGGCUUCUUGAUGAACUUCUCAAUUUUGAAGUCAUUUCAUCAUGCACAUGUGGUGCCAUGAAAAAUGUCCUUGAGAACCAGCAACGUGACUGGACCAUGAAGUUUCUCAUGGGGCUUCAUGAUUCUUGCACCAAUAUCAAAGCUCAAAUAAUUUUGAUUAAACCCAUUUCGAGCCUUAGUGAAGUCUAUGCCCUGGUUCAACAAGAAGAAAAACAAAAGCAACUUUCCAACCCUCUCAACUUACAUGAUACCCUUGCCUUAGCUGCAAAAUCCACUUUCUUCUCUAAUCGGGACAACCCCAAACCAUAUGGACCUCCAAGGCGAGAAAAAUCCUUUUGCAGCCAUUGUAAAAUUCCUGGCCAUUCUCUUUGA
This is a messenger RNA of Juglans regia (Persian walnut), 576 nucleotides long. RefSeq lists its product as uncharacterized. The transcript has a single exon. NCBI's taxonomy places the organism in Eukaryota, Viridiplantae, Streptophyta, Magnoliopsida, Fagales, Juglandaceae. Bases 1 to 576 code for a protein of 191 amino acids. The record is from RefSeq and is a predicted model, not a curated record.